CGAAGCGGAGCUCGUAUAAUUUUGCAAACUCACCAAAUCUGGACUUUCCUUCUCCCCCCUGCCCAGAUGCCCUAUUAUAGUUUUGCUUCUUUUCUUUCGGUAAAGAUAUCCCAUCGUAGCUUUCGUGUCUCGCUUCCUCUUUCUCUCGACCGUAGCAUAGUUACUGUAGCAGAUCACUCAAUCCAAAAUCACUCAAACCAUUGAAUUUAAUUUAGAUUUUUCAAUUAUUUUCGCACCGCGCCGAAACCUCAAUUCCCUUUCUUCCUGUCAGAAUUUUCUCAGACGCUAUACAGUAUACGCUUUUAAUCCGAACAAAAUCUCUAUUCCGCUCUCAAAUUUUAAUCCAAAAUCACUUAGUUUUUUUACUUUAUAACUCACGGAAAUAAAAUUUCAAGUUUUUUUUGGGGGGUUUUGUAUAUGUUUUCUUACAAAUGAGCCUGAAUACUCGUGCAUCUGGCUCAAUUUUCUUUGAAGCAAGAGUAUUUUCCGUAUUCUUUGUUCAAAUUACAGCCUUCGAAAUCGCCAUUAAAUUGCAACGUAUCUUUGCUUUUCUACAUUCUCUGAUACUGAAAUUUUCCGGCAAGGAAUAACUAUUUCCUGAAUAAUUUUUCGAUGCUCAUUUAACCGAUUCUUCUAGCUCCUCAGGAAAGAAAUAACCGAUUUGCCGAUAAGAGUAAAGGAAAUCUUUCCUUUUUUUUUCCGUUGCGUGUGCGUUAUCUUGAAGUUGAGUCUGUUUUCUUAUUCCAGAUUUUAGAGGAAUAAUGUCAUAAAUACAUUUAAAGCUUUCUAUCCUAAAAAAAAAUUCCAAUCAUUUAUUCUCAUAUUAAACUCUCAUUGAAGAAUACCAAGAAGAAGAACCAACCAUUGGAGAUUCAUUUAUUGCUUUCCUUGUUUCUGACCUCGUCUGCAAGCUGAAUCCUCACCGAUCAGUACGAAAAUGAAGUCAUGCAAAACCAGAACCAAUAUCUUCGCUAUAUGCAUUGUCUUGCUAACAUGCGCGCCCUGGAUUGUUUACUCGGUGCCGGAGAAGUUCCUUCUGGUGAACAUGACCUUCGUUCCAAACGCGAAAGCUCAAGGCGCAGUUUGUCUGGACGGAAGUUUGCCUGCAUAUCAUCUUCACAGAGGAUUCGGUUCUGGGGCACGUAACUGGCUUUUACAAUUCGAGGGUGGCGGGUGGUGUAAUGAUGUAGAAUCAUGCUUAGAGCGAGCCAGAAGUCGACGAGGAUCUACCAAGUACAUGAAUAGGUGGGCAGUCUUCUCCGGUAUCCUGAGCAACAACGCGUCCUUAAAUCCGGAUUUCUACAAUUGGAAUCGCGUAAAGAUUCGUUACUGCGACGGGGCCUCGUUUGCUGGGGACUCCAAGUUCGACAACGGGACGGUAUCACUUUAUUUUAGGGGGCAAAGAAUCUGGCGUGCCAUCAUUCUUGAUCUUCUCCCUAAAGGGUUGAAUCGCGCAGAUAAGGCUCUGCUAUCUGGUUGCUCAGCUGGGGGUCUAGCAGCCUUCUUACAUUGUGACAAUUUCACUCAGCUUCUGCCAAGUAACACAAGUGUGAAAUGCCUGAGUGAUGCUGGAUUCUUUCUUGAUGCGGAAGGCAUAAGUUUGAACCGCACUAUGAGGUCAUUUUUUGAUAAGCUUGUUGUUCUACAGGGAGCGGAACAAAAUCUAGAUGCAAACUGCACCAGUUCUCAUUAUUAUCCAAAUCAAUGUUUCUUUCCUCAAUACACAUUGGCAUACAUCAAAACACCAUUUUUUAUUUUAAAUUCAGCAUACGAUGUGUUUCAAUUUCAUCAUAUAUUGGUCCCACCUUCUGCUGAUUUACGAGGGCAUUGGAACCGAUGCAAACUGAAUCCAGCAUCAUGUAAUCAAAACCAGAUUUCCAUCUUGCAAGGAUUCAGAGGUGAAAUGCUUGCAGCUUUGAGAUUCUUUCUUAAAUACUCGAGAACAGGAGGGACAUUUAUAAACUCAUGUUUCGCUCAUUGCCAGAGUGAAUCACAAGAUACAUGGUUUGCUGCUGAAUCUCCAAGGAUGCACAAUAAGACAAUUGCAGAGGCAGUUGGUGACUGGUACUUUGAACGAAAGGUCACCAAGGAGAUCGAUUGCCCAUAUCCUUGUGAUACUAGUUGCCAUAAUCUAAUACCAUAGAUUCAGCCUUCAGGCCAUUAUUGUUUCAUUAACAGUGGUCUAUUUGUAUAUCAAUCUAAUAAAUGAUUCUGAAAUUGUUUACUAGUCUUGUAUGUUGUUAGGAACUAGGAUUAUAAUUGAUUGACCAAAACAACACCCAGAAGCACAUGCCAAAGAGGUUUUGCCAUCAUAAACAUCAAAUAUUGCAAGUCUCAAAGAAAAUUAAGAUAGAAAAAUCA
Nelumbo nucifera (sacred lotus) is the source of this 2361-nucleotide messenger RNA. Its product is annotated as Pectinacetylesterase family protein. The record is from RefSeq and is a predicted model, not a curated record. Gene Ontology annotation, molecular function: hydrolase activity. NCBI's taxonomy places the organism in Eukaryota, Viridiplantae, Streptophyta, Magnoliopsida, Proteales, Nelumbonaceae.